AUGUUACAAAAGUCCAUUCACAAUAAUAAAUCAAAAAAUAAAAGACUCAAACAUUUCAAUGAAAAGGAAACUCAUGAAGAAAAAAUAAAUUCAAGCGAAGACGAAACAAGAAUGAAUCUUACAACCCACAAAGGGAGGACAGGAGAAGACCCAUUCUGGGGUACAUCCAACCCUAACUCAAAAAACCAAUUAUCCAACAUUUCCAAAAACUCUAACAAUCAAUUAAUAUCCAAGAUCUAUCAAGAUAAUCAAGAAAAUCAAACAGAUACAAACAAAAAUUCUGAAGAUACUAACAUAGAUAAUACAAUAUCAUCAGAAAUUACUGAUGAUUUAAUGUCAGAUAAUGAAACAAUUGAAGACAAUACCUCUAUCAUGGACACAAAUCAAGAAGAAACAGAUCAAAAUUUAGUAAUAAUUCAACUGGAUCUUUUCAACAAAUUAAUUGAAAAUGGAGAAGGUUUUAUUGAACUAAUAAGAAUAGGUAGGAAAAAUAUAAAAGUAGAAUCUACAGUAACAAAAGGUCAGAUCCCCCCUGCUACACUAUACAUGUUAGAAUGUAAUGAUACAUAUUUUUUCAAAUCAUUCACAAAUUACAAAAAUGGAAUUAAACCUGAACACCAAAAAGAAUUCGAAAAAAUCUUUUUCAACUCAACAAAUGUCUACAAAAAUACCCAUGAACGAACCAAACUAACUAAGAAAGAAAAAGAUAAUGUUUUUAAAAUGAUCAAAAUCAAAUUAGGUUGGGCUUAUUUCAAUCAAAUUGAAUGGAAAAACAUCAACCAUUCAGAUAUCAUCAGAAAACUACAAUAUAUUGCUGGCUUUGUAGGUAAAAAACAAAAUUUUGAAUACAACAAAAUAAAUCUUGCCCUAAGAGAAAUCCUGAAAGAAGAAUUACCAGAUCUACCAUCACAUCCAAACUUAAUAGAUAAAUCAAUCAAAGUCAAAAUUCCAUACGAACUACCACUAAUAUACCACCAUUUAGCAAACCAAACAAAAAGAGCUUUAAGCAACUAUUUCAACAUCAAAACCAACAAACUUCCUGAUUCAUACAUAAAGGUAUUACCAAUACUGCCAAAUGAUCCUGGAGAAUUAUCAGUAGAAUGGAAAAAGAUUUUCCCAAUCAAAAAAUAUUCCAUGUUAAAGGAAUUAAGGAAUGUAAGAGAAAAAUUAAGAGUAGAAUAUUUUUUCUCAGGCAAAUUACCAGACACAUAUUUUAAUUUUCCAAAACCAAGAGAACUUCUACCAUUUUCUCCAAAAGGUCUACCAAAUUACUUAGCACAAUACUUACCUUUCAACUCAAAUAGAACAGAAAAAACUCUUCAUAACACAAUUUUCAAUUAUAUAUUCCCAAUCACUGAACAAAAUACUGCCAAUGAAUUCAUUAAAGAAGCAAGAAGAAAAUAUGAGAUCAUAUUCCCUAUUAAUAAAAAAUGGAUAAAUGUUCCAAAAACAAACACUAAAAAUAAACCUUUUCUUCCUAAAAACAUCAAUGAACUGGAUGCACAAUUCAUUGUAGAUGAAGAAAUAAUUCUGCCUAUUACAAUCAAAACUAAUAUAAGAAAUAUAGUAAUAAAACUAGGUAAAAAAUAUUUCUUCAAAAGAAUUCCUGAUGAGUGGAUAUCAAUAGAAAAAACAAAUGAUAAUAUUGAUACACCUGCUUUAGAAAUAUCAAACAUAGAAAGAAAACAACUACCUGAUCUAACAACAACAACACAAGAACUUGACAAAUACAAUAUAAAAAUUACAAUACCCAUCAUAGAUGACAAAAAAAUCCACCAAACAACUCAAACCCUUAAAAAACUUUACAUUUUCAAAUAUCUCCCAGAUACAUUUAUUAAUCUUCCACCAAUCCCAAAUCCAGGUUGGGACUCAAUUAUAUUUUAA
Molecule: messenger RNA, 1884 nt
Organism: Entrophospora sp. SA101
Lineage: Eukaryota; Fungi; Glomeromycota; Glomeromycetes; Entrophosporales; Entrophosporaceae
Source: the annotation of a GenBank genome assembly